Messenger RNA from Canariomyces notabilis, 1408 nucleotides. RefSeq lists its product as uncharacterized. NCBI's taxonomy places the organism in Eukaryota, Fungi, Ascomycota, Sordariomycetes, Sordariales, Chaetomiaceae. The coding region runs from base 380 to 1129 and encodes 249 amino acids. The transcript has a single exon. The record is from RefSeq and is a predicted model, not a curated record.
AACAUCCUAGGGUCAGUUCUGGAGACAUACCUUGACAGCCUCUAUUUUUAGGACUGAAAUACUACACCGCGGUACCUACCUCCACCAAGUAAGGCAACUCAACGUCGAAGUCGAUCCAAAGCUCGGCCUAACAGAGAUCAUCACCCGGGGUCAACAGUAAUGCGGGUGAAUGACGGAGUAAGCGUUCAAGGCGACGACCUUGGAGAGUCUUCACCCGGUGCCAGGUCGCUCCAAGUAUAAAGCCAUCAGAUGCAUCACGGUUGCUGGUCUCGGUCCUUUGCUCUACCAUCAGCCGAUCAAUUCACUCGUCCGCACUGAGUUUCGAUUGAAGCAUUUCCUACGCUCGAAUCCAGCUCGCUUCCAUCCCUCCACCAUCACCAUGCAGCUCACCAACAUGUUCUUGACUCUGGCGGCGGCCGUCUCCAUGGUCGCCGCGUAUCCAAUCACGGGAGACGUCGUCAACUGCCGCGACGGCCCCGGAACCAGCCACAAGGUCAUCAAGACGUACAAGCAGGGCACCGACGUCAAGAUCACAUGCCAAACCUAUGGCGAGAACAUCAGCGGCAACUCGAUCUGGGACAAGACAUCCGACAACUGCUACGUCUCGGACUAUUACGUGAAGACGGGUUCCAACAGCAUGGUGACCAAGGAGUGCUCGAGCGGCGGCGGCGGAUCAGGCGGCACCUCAGAGUACAAUGGCAAGAUCAGCCGGGCCGAGAUCAUCUCGCGCGGGCAGUACUGGGUCAACCGCAAGGUGCCCUACUCGAUGAGCGGCUACUACCCUGACCCGCAGGGGCGCAAGUACCGCACCGACUGCUCCGGGUUCGUCUCGAUGGCGCUGCACGCCACCGCGCCGGGCUACAACACGGUCAGCCUGCCCCAGAUCGCCAAGGCCAUCGAGUGGAAGGACCUUAAGCCUGGCGACUUUGUGGGCACCCUGGGAGCCGGCACGGGCGGCGCCGCGGGCCACGUCACCCUCUUCCUCUCGUGGGCCGACUCGGGCAAGACUGCGUACAACACGCUCGAGUGCAAGGGCGGCGACGGCUGCGUCAAGUACAAGCGCAAGGUCGGCUGGAAGGUCGGCAGCUACACCGCCAAGCCUUACCGCUACAUCCGCGUUACCGACUAAUUUUGGGGAGGUUUAUUGGUUGGGAUGGACCCCUUCAUGAGUACAUACAUGCAUGAUUAGCUGUACAUAGAGAUCAUAGAAUUUCUUGUCUUGGGUGCUGCCACGGUGACAGGGGAGGGCAGCGAAGGCUCGGGGUUUGUCGCUUAUGGAGUCUUCGUCGGUUCAUUCUUUUCGGGGAUUGGGGCUGUAUUUUAUGACUAGAAUUCAGACUUGGUUCAUUCUUGAAAAAGAUCGAGAAAUAUGCGAACUUUGCAUCUGGACGCGACUGCUCGCUUUUUG